GAGAAAGUAAAACCAAACCAAGAAUGAUCUCCUUAUGAUCUCACAUAUAAUCUUAUUUAUUCACACUCGUGAGAACAGUGUUGAUGUGAAGAAUUAAGAAACAGGAUAAGCAUCCGUGUCAUACAGAGAUGAAGUUCAUUUGUUUGACUGUCCUGAUUAUUAGUGGAGCUACAUAUUCAAGAUCAGAGAACAAUAAUUUCGUGCGACCUGCAGAUCCUGUAUUUGCUUUAGCUGGUGAAGAUGUGAUUCUGCCCUGUUCAGUCAAAUUCAGCCUCAAUGCUGUGGACAUGAGAGUGGAGUGGUCUAGAUCUGAUCGGAACGACUCAGAAGUAGUGCAUCUCUAUGAGGAUCAUGAAGACAGAAACACAAAUCAGAGUCAGUCCUACAGAGGGAGAACAAAACUGAAUCAUGAAGAAUUACACAGAGGAAACAUAUCACUCAAACUCUCAUCUGUCCAAGUCUCUGAUGAAGGACGUUAUAAGUGUUCUAUUCAGUCCGAAUACAGGUCUGGCGACACCACUGUUAAUUUUACUGUUGGAGUUGUAGGACGUCCUCCAGUGAUCACUGUAGAUGGAUUUGAUUAUACAGGACUACUUCGUCUAAAGUGUGAAUCUGAAGGUUGGUAUCCUGAACCUGUUCUUGAGUGGAUGCUAACUGAAACAACCUUUUUGAGUUCAGAAACUGCAGAGACACACAGAAAUGAAAACGGAUUCAGUGUGAAACACACUGUCACUGUAUAUGAGAAGCACCGCAAGAUUCACUGCAGAAUCAGACUGAAGAAUCACAAGCUGGAUACACUGAUUAUCACCUCAAGUAAUAUGUUUCAACUUUGGAGGAAAUCAGCCAUCCAGUUUCCAGUCAUAGUCGGGCUCGGUGGUUUUACUGUAGUACUGAUAGCUGUGAUCAUUCAUAAAUACAUAGUACACAGAAAACUAAAGACUGAGAACAGGAAAAUACACCAUGAACUUGAUGAACUUUUGCAGAGUCAGAGGAUACCAAAAGUGAUCACGCAUUUAGAAACAGACAUGGUGAAUGCAACUCUGGGUGAAGACUCAACUAAUGCAUGUCUCAUUCAAACUAGACAUGGGAGAGAAGUGAUAUAUGACGAAACAGAACAGUAAAAGGUAAAGAUGAAGGCAAAAUUACAAGUUUGAUGAGAAUGAUCUUCAUUAUGAUGAGAUGGAUGGAUGCUCCCUGAAGUGUAUUUUUAACUAUUACACUAUAACUGUACUGAGUGGGAUUUAGCUUUUAGGCUUUUAAUGAGAAAUAGCUCCUGCUUGGUUUAAAAUCUCCUCUGAUCACUGAUAAUCUGUGAUAAUUUCAGAAGUAUUAUCCUGGAAAUUGCUAAUUUGGAAAUGAUUUAGUAAGUGCAUGUUAUAGUAAUAUUAAGCAGCAUAUGAUUUAGGCUAUAAACCUUUAAAUGUGUGAUUAAUGUAUUGAUUUCUGUGGUUCCACAUCUUAAAUUUAUCUGACCCAUAUGGAAAGCACUGAAUUUUGACCAUUGAGGUUAAGGCAGUGUAAAUCUGUAAUUGAUGAUGAUGUAAAAUAUUACAUACAAUAUUAUGUUUAGGUGAUUCAAUUAUAAACUAUGUGUAAUUUUAAAUUUGUGUAAUAAAUAUCUACAAGGCAA
This is a messenger RNA of Carassius gibelio (silver crucian carp), 1630 nucleotides long. RefSeq names its product butyrophilin-like protein 10. The coding region runs from base 129 to 1121 and encodes 330 amino acids. Lineage: Eukaryota; Metazoa; Chordata; Actinopteri; Cypriniformes; Cyprinidae. The record is from RefSeq and is a predicted model, not a curated record. The transcript has 9 exons.